Messenger RNA from Talaromyces rugulosus, 339 nucleotides. RefSeq lists its product as uncharacterized. Gene Ontology annotation, cellular component: membrane. Lineage: Eukaryota; Fungi; Ascomycota; Eurotiomycetes; Eurotiales; Trichocomaceae. The record is from RefSeq and is a predicted model, not a curated record. Bases 1 to 339 code for a protein of 112 amino acids. The transcript has 2 exons.
AUGGUCUCCCCCGAAUUCACCCAAACCUCCGCCGCCAUCCUCUCCGCGCUGACCUCCCUCGGCGGCGCCAUCGGCUACGCGCGCACGGGUUCCAUCCCCUCGAUUGCUGCAGGUCUCUCCGUCGGCGCAAUUUAUCUGUUCAGUAUGAUUCGGCUACGCAAUGGGCAAUCUUACGGCGAAGAACUGGGUUUGUUGGCUUCGACUGUGCUGGCUGGCUCGUCGGUGCCGCGCGCGUUGAGACUACGGAAACCGGUGCCGAUUGCGUUGAGUUUUGUGGCUACGUAUGGUUUGGUGUUGUUUGGGUUGGCGUUUAGGGAUAAGAGGGCGAGUCGCGUUUGA